Plasmodium fragile is the source of this 2016-nucleotide messenger RNA. RefSeq lists its product as uncharacterized. Lineage: Eukaryota; Apicomplexa; Aconoidasida; Haemosporida; Plasmodiidae. The record is from RefSeq and is a predicted model, not a curated record. The transcript has a single exon. Bases 1 to 2016 code for a protein of 671 amino acids.
AUGAAAAAAUUAAUCGAAAAGAAUGUUAUAAAAAUAAAUUACCACAACUUUUUAAAUAAAUACAGAAUACACACGGGGUGUGAAAGGGAUGCCACGGACACAGAACUGUACGAACACUUCAUCGUAAAUCCGCUCACUUAUUCCGGAUCCAGGGGGUGCUUGCCAGAAGGGUUCAGACAGAGGAAAGAACCCCAACAGCUGGAUGGAUUAAACAUAUUUGAAAUUGUCGAUUAUGUCAAUGUGGGGGAUCGGCUGUACAAGUUGGAUGAGGCGGACGAAGGGGAAGAUGACGAAGUGCAGGACUCCCCCAACGCCUCGGAGGACUCUGGGAACUCGCCAUAUGAUGAUGCCCCUGAUGGUAGCAAGACCACUCAAUUUAACAAAUUGAAAAAGAAAAAUGGAAAGGGAGGCAAAAUAAAGACAUCAAAUAAAAUGGACAAGAAUUACCUUCUGAAAAGGUGGAAUCCUGAAAAAAGAAGAAUUUUUCGCUUUUUACUCUUCGAUGGGAAUAAUUUUAUUUAUGCUUAUGAGAAGGAAUACAACGAGAAUUUUAACUACCUAGAAAAGUGUACUUAUAGGUACCCCAAAAUUAUUUUGUAUAAUAAACCCGCCAUUCAACGUGGGACUUUAUUGUUAAAGAAAAGUCAGGUGAUUAUUUUAUUUAAGGGAUGUAGAGAGUCCGAAACGGGUGGUGCCCCUUUGGAGGAUGACCAGCUAGAUGAAGUGGUCUCCACUACAGGGGCCCCCUUCCAUGGGGAGGACAACCAAAAUUACCAAAUCUCCACAAAAAAGAGAGAACCUAAUAUUAUCAAUUUAACGAAUGGCCCAACAAAUUACUCUUCUUAUAAAGAGAACAUAUUUGGGAUUGACCAAAACAUACAGUACAGGGGAAACCAGAUUGAUGAUGUCCCCAGGAAAUUCUACUACGUAGAAAACACGGCAAAAAAUGAUUUCCAAUUUAACAAUGCGUACGUCAGAAGGGUGAAUCAUCCCAACAUGGAGGACAGAAGUAAUUCCAAUAUAUGUAACAGGAUUAAUCAGCACAGCCUUCAUGCACUUGGCAAGGAAUGUCCCCAUAGCAAAUGGGAACAUACAUGGGAAGGGCGUAGUAAUACGCACAGUGUAGAAACGGAACAUACACAGCGCGUGGGUAGGAACCCGAAUGGACAUUACAGCCGGAACGGUAUGUGGAACCAUGUUCAGAGUGUAGAAAAGGUUAAUGUGGAGAAUUUUAGCAUAGGUGAUCGUAACUACAGGGAGAGAUACCCGAGUGAACACACCACCUCUAUGCACACAAUGCAGAACAGGAGCGGCUUCGAAAAAGAGAGAAUCUACUUCUACAAUAAGGAUAACGAUUGGCAAUAUCCCACAAAAUAUUACGACAAUUAUGCGCGAAACUCUGGCCAAGAUUAUCCAAGGAUGAACGAAUAUUACGAUAAGAAGGAGGGGGCCAUUUAUUGGUCAAAGGAAACGAUGUACAAACGUGUCAGCAACGAACUGGAAGACACAGGUUAUCAAAGAUUCAGCGAUGCUGUAGGAGGAGACUGGAGUGGCCACUUUAAACAUGGAAGCAAUAGAAACAGAGGAGAUACCAUCCAGUUUAGCAACCAAUAUGGCAACUUUGGGCGCAUGGCUCAUUAUCCCAUGGAUACAAAUGAUUGGGAAGAGAAGAACGGUUUAACAGCGCAUGCAAGGGGAGAGAACGAAAACUGGAUGAUGGGCAACCGGUACACAAGAGUGCAUUCGCCGAGUCGUGAACAUCAAAUGGGUGAGGCGCUGCAACAUGUAGAACGCACAUAUUAUGAGGCGCAAGACCCAGUGGGAAAGAACUUUGCUGGGAUGAGGAGCAACGAACUUUUCAAACAAACGGAUCAACGCUCGAAUGCCAUAAAUAAAAGAAAUAGGAACGAACUGAUCGAUUUGACGGAAGGGUUUUUUCAGUCUGACUUUUUUCACAAUACGAAUGAAUUAGACAGCGUGAAUAAAGGUAGCGAGGUUAUUAUUCUCGAUGAAUGA